Molecule: messenger RNA, 1716 nt
Organism: Menidia menidia (Atlantic silverside)
Lineage: Eukaryota; Metazoa; Chordata; Actinopteri; Atheriniformes; Atherinopsidae
Source: the annotation of a GenBank genome assembly
GGCACCUAUGUACUGUUGUGUGAGGCGUCCUGCAGCAGCCGGAGGAGCAGGGGACGGGUGGAAAGAGAAGCCGUGUCACCUGACGGCAGCCGGCCGGCUAACUGGGGACACUUCUGGGUGGGGACGGCCGGGGGCUCGGUUCCCUGUCCCCAGGCCGCACAACGUAAACUCACCGUUUCACACACGGGCCUGUGCGGCUCAGAUUAAGGGGAGGUCCUAUCUGACAGACGCCUUCCAACCACACCCUCGAGGAAACCCAAACAGGAACGAUGCGAAGAGUGAGUCGGCAGCCCUUCGAGGAGGGCCCGCUGCUGGAGGAGCAGGAGACGGAGGGCCAGCGGCAGCUGCACAGCCUCCUGCUGCAGCAGCUCCACACAGACGCCAACAUCGACCGAUGUGUUGCCAAGAAGCAGUGCUUCGCCCCGGCAUCCCUCUACCGGCCGUUCGGGGCACAAGCAGCAGGAGUGAGGAGCCUUUCCCAGUUCCGAGCCCUUCAGGACGGGGAGAGGGAGCUGGCCUGCCUGCGGGAGCGGGGCCUGACUGACAGCGAGAUCCAGCUGUGGCAGAGCAGAGACGCUCUGGAGGCAGCUCAAAAGUCCAUGCGAGCGGCUCCGGAUGCAAAGCAGCAGCGACUGCAGGUGAUCAGGGACAAGAUGGAGGCCCGGGCAGAGCUGCUGGCCCGCCCACAGCGCUUCGCCGCCAGCCGCCCGCUCUCACGCCGCGAGAUGGAGAUUGAACAGGCGCUGUAUCAGGGGACAGAGCGGCCCGGUUUCCUGUCCGCGCUUUACCAUCGAGAAGAUGAAAGUAGCCAGGAUGACCAGAAGGGGGCGCUGUCCUCCGACCCUUUGGACUCCCUCUACACAGACGUUCUCAGCAGUGAGAAACACGCUUCACGUCACAGCUCAGGGAGGGGGCCAGCAGAGGCUCCACACGAGCCUCCACUCACGUCUGGGUUUGGGAAAAACUCACAGGAAGAGAACAGUCGGUGUAAGGGUGCCCCUGAGGGUCAAACCGGCUGGGCUGAGGAGCAGCCUGCAGUCUGCGCCUCGCAGUCAGCCUCACACACCUCGCUGCAGAAGCCCACCCAGGACCGCCCCACGCCACCGGGACCCUCGUCACCAGGACCCGCUUCACCAGGACCCGGACCACCAGGACCCACGUCACCGGGACCCGGACCACCAGGACCCGCCGGCCCGCUCCAGCUGGACGUGCGGCGGCCCAUCCGGAGCCUGUGUGGAGCGGCGGGGAGGGCAGGCGGGCCGCUGGCGCUGAGAGGGGAGGUCCGCACAGUCACCGAUGAAGAAAUCCUGAGGAACCGGGAGUCUGAGGAGGGCAUCCGGAACAUUCCCAGGUUCCAAAACUACCAGCCAGGAAAGCCCUCAAAGGUUCUGUGUGUGAAGAACUUGAGUACACAAGCAUCAGUCGCCCAACUGGUGGAGCUGUUCUCCAGGUUUGAGAGGAAAGGCGGGCCUCCGGUUCUCUACCGCCUGCUCACAGGAAGGAUGAAGGGUCAGGCCUUUAUCACGCUGCCAGACACUGAAAUGGCCCAGAAUGCCUUAGGGCUGGUACACGGAUACCGGUUGCUGGGGAAACCUUUGGUGUUGGAGUUCGGUCGGGAACGACAGGAAGAGAAAAAGCUGGAAGAAAGAGAGAAGGAUGAAUAAAACAGAAGUAUUUGUUGUCAAUAGCAUGUUAUUUAAAUAAAAAAAAUUGAGA